This is a messenger RNA of Solanum dulcamara, 4423 nucleotides long. RefSeq lists its product as uncharacterized. NCBI's taxonomy places the organism in Eukaryota, Viridiplantae, Streptophyta, Magnoliopsida, Solanales, Solanaceae. Gene Ontology annotation, cellular component: nucleus; condensin complex. The record is from RefSeq and is a predicted model, not a curated record. Bases 116 to 3784 code for a protein of 1222 amino acids. Gene Ontology annotation, biological process: mitotic sister chromatid segregation. The transcript has 5 exons.
AGCGCCAAUGCCCGUUUUAUUCAAAUUCAAAAUUCACCGUCAGCAUCUUCAUUCCUCUCUUACAAGAUCAAGAAAAGGCCACUGGUAAAAUUCCGAGCUUUUUUGCAUCUCUUCAAUGGAGAAACGGCUCCGUUCUUCGCUCAAAUCUUCAGCGGAAGAAUUCCUUUCUUCAACAUCAAAGCUAGGGUUUAAAUCCAUUAAACCCUCUCUCAAAACCCUAAUUCACACCCUCAGUCCUUCUUCAGAUCUCACCACUACACUUCCUCUCGCCCUCCACCACUCCAUUUCACAAUCCAUAAGGAAAUACAAAACCCUAACUGAUUCCGACUCAACCGACGUCGUUUUGUCUCCUCAGACCCCGCCGACGAAGAGGGUCCGUAGAUCUGCGCGGAACAAGAAGAGUGAGGAAGGUAACGAUGAUGCGAAGCAAUUAAUCGUUGAGGGUAUUCGUAUAUAUGUUUAUAUUUCGUUUCUGUGUGUUUCUCAUCCGAGAAAGGCGUUUAGGGAUUCUGAUUUAUUGCCGGCGGUUAGGGCGUUACAUGAUAGUUUGAUUUUAUUUGAGUCUGAUUCUGUUUUGUUAUCUGAAAUUGCUAAUUUAUGUGAGGAGUGGUGGAAGGAGGGUUUGUAUGGGAAAGAAACCCUAAUUUCUCAGGCAUUGCCAUUUCUGUUGUCGAGAGCUUUGACAUUGAAGAAGAAAGUGGAUGUACGUAGGGUUUAUAUGUUAAGAGAGGCGUUUAUGUUGUUGGAUUUUGAGGAUGAGAGUAUUGAGGAUUUGAAGCAUUUGAUUAUGCGUUGUGUGAUUUCGCCUCUGUUUUUGAAGACUGAGGAUGGGAGGAAAUUUAUUGCAUUUACAUUUGGUUUGAGUGUGCAGCUUUUGAAAGAGGCAUUGGCUAUGCUUAAAUCGCAGAUUCCAUUCGGGCGUAAGUCAAUCUUGGAAGCAUUUGGGGAGAUUGUUUUUCGGGCAUGGAAGGUAGCCGAAGGGCUGGCUAAGGAUGAGAUUGAGAAUAGCUUUUUGCAGGGGAUGAUAGAUAGCUGCAUACAUGCAAGUUCAGCUGUACUUGCUGUGUCCACUAGAAGGGUUUUAGGGGGUUUUAUAAAUCAAAGAACCACAGAAGGGGUUGAGAAGCUCAUUUUUCGUCUUGCUGAGCCUGUCAUUUUCCGGUCCUUGCAGGUUGCAAACUCAAAUGUCCGACAAAAUUCACUGCACUUAUUUCUAGAUCUAUUCCCUCUUGAAGAUCCUGAUGCGACAAAGGAGGUGAAAGACACACUCCUUGAUAAGCAGUUCUUUCUUCUGGAUAAAUUACUUGUGGAUGAGUGCCCUGAUGUGCGGGUUGUAGCAGUUGAAGGUUGUUGCCGCAUUCUUCGUUUGUUUUGGGAAAUUAUCCCUUCACCAACAAUCACAAAAACUCUAACCAAAAUAUUUGAACAUAUGAUACAUGACUCAUGCCCUGAGGUCAGGUUGUCAACAAUAAAUGCUGUGAUAUACCUACUUGGAAACCCCCAUUCUCACGAGAUCCUCAAAGUGCUAUUACCAAGAAUGGGCCAUUUGAUUAAUGAUAUUUCUCCUCCAGUUCGUGCUGCAGUUGUAGAUCUCCUUCUCACUUUAACGGAUUUAAGAAAAUUUCAGUUUCACAAGGUUGUGCAUAUAGACCUGUUGUUGUCUACACUUGCAAAGGACCAACCAAUGAUUGGUCAGAAAAUCACUAAGCUUCUCCUUCCUUCAUACUUCCCCUCAAAAGUAAACCUGAAAGAAGCAUGCAAUCGCUGUGUCGCACUUAUAAAAAGGUCUCCUUUGGCUGGUGCAAGGUUCUGUGAAUUUGCUGUAUCAGAAGGAACCUCGCUGCAGUCAUGGAUAGAACUCAUGAAAAUCCUCAUCAGUUUGAUUGUAUCACCUGGCAAGUUGGAGGCGGAGCAGAUUGAUGGUUCAAUUAUUGCAGCCUCCCACAUCUGUAUCUAUCUUGUACGUGAUGGGUCUUAUCAGACUAAUCUUAAAGAGGAAUUGUCUGGUGAAAGACUGAAGAACUUGUUUGCUGCUGCAACCUCAGCAUGUGCCCAGGCCUCUGUCUGUAACAUUAUUUCAAGUGUCUGCCCAGAUGCAGUGGAUGACCUUUUCGAUGAAUGCAUGACCUUGGUAACAAAUUGUGGAGAUUUAUCCAAUUCUUUAGAAAAGCAAGCUGAGGUGAGCUCUGUCCACAAGAUGAUGCUAUCUUGCAAUUGGUUGGACGAAAUGUUUGAAAAUCUAGCUAGGUUUCUGCAAAGAACUGCCUCUCAGUGCCACAAGAUAUUUGGGACGGAACUGGUAAAUUUUAGUGUUCCAUCAACUAAGCGAGGAAAUACUAAGUCCUCCAUCAAGCUCUCCUCUAAAUCAAAGCAUGUGAGGGAGAAAAAGAUGGCCAAUAAGGUUAAAUGUAGCUUCAAGGAAGAGUACAAAAUCACUGUAGGAGUGGCUUGGCAGAUUAAGGACCUCCUUUUAUCUGAAAAUACAAGGAAUGCUAUUCUACGGAGCGAAAGCUUAGAAACUAUAUUCCUUUCUUUGAAGGCCAUCUCUGAAGUUAGCAUUUUACAAUGUACACAAUGUGAUUAUAUGAGUGUGUCCCCACUUUUGGCAUACACAGCUCUUUCUCUUCACAGAUCUAUGCAGGACAACAACUUAGGUGGAGACAAAAAUGUCAAUAAGAAGAAGCGUAGAAUGGAAUCUGCAAAUGAAACAUCGGAGGAAACUGUAUUGGAAAUGACAAUUCAUCAUCUUCUUGGCUGCACAAAUAAGCUAUUCAGAGCACCAUGUAGUGAAAUAUCUGACCUCACCAGUAAUGGAUCUGAUUUUACUAAACAACAGAGAAUAUUAAAUGUGGUCAAGAUGCUAACCGCAGUUCUGAAGUUCAUUGCUGAUGCUCAUACGAUGGAUCUUGUCCAUAAAAGCCAGGAGGAAUGCCUAUCCUUUACUCUGCAAAACAUAAAAUUUUUUAUCUCAAAUUUGAGAAGUUAUGAUGAGGAGCUGCAAUUUACAGAAGACAUGUUGAAAGAGAUAUAUCUCUGUCUGAAGAGUUCUUUCACAUAUGUAGCCAAGUUGAUGAAUGUAGUGCUCAAGAGUUUCUCUGAGGCGUCACUACCUUUAUGGGGAGCUUUUGACAUUGCCAAUGAAUUGUUAAACCUUUAUGUUUCCAUUGAGGAGCACUUGGGCUAUGGAUAUGCAGUUCGUCUUUUUCCUGCAGUCAAACCAUGGGUUCCUGAUUUAAUUCUGGCAUUGGGAUCUGUAAACCUGAUGAAGCAGAUUCCAGGAGGCAGAACUAGUUCCUUUAAUCCAAAAGAUGAUCUUCCGUUGUGGUUAUCCACAUUAGCGAGGACUGAGCUGGCUGAACAACAAGAUACAAGUUCCGAGGAGGAGCCUGAUAGAAUUUCUAAGACGGGAGACUUCAGAACAUUCAAGAAACUUGUGAACUUAAUGGUUCAGCUGUUGAGAGCUAACUUUAAUGUGCUGGAUGCAGUUGGGGCGACUAUAUUGAAUAAUUUGCUAGUUGGGCUGAAAAGAAAGAAUUUUGAUCUCAUGUUUGGGCUCCUGCACUUUGUGUGUGUUAAGCUAGUCAGACAUGACGAAAGAGAGUGGAAGGAACUUACAUCAAUGUUGACAUCCCUCCAGCAGAUCUACCCUCAACUGGAGUUAGAAGAAGAAUCAGGUAAUGGUGAGGAUGCAAGACAGGAGUUACAGAGUGCAAGAGCAUUGGUUGAACCUGUUUGGAAAUGUUAUUUAUGUGACAAUGCGAGGAAUUCCUUUGAAGAAGAGUAGGUUGUUGCUUUCUCAUCUUAAACAUGAUUUGAGCAAAUGUCUAGCAACCCUGUAACAUGAGAGCAAUGGAUAAAUGGGCAUUGACGGAAUGGACAGUAUCCAAGGUGAUAAAGGGAGAACUUGAUAACUUUUGAACAGUAGUGCUGGAUUUUGGUGUAGAUCAACCAAAUAUAUGUAUAUGUAUCUUAUAUGGAUGUAUUUAUUCGGAAUGUGACAAUGCUAAAGAUAUCAGACUCCUUGUCUCUGUCAAGACGAACAUGCUAUAACGUUGCACCUCUUAAAGAUUGCAGAUGCAGGAUUCAUGUUGUACAGAAAGGAAAAGAAAAAUGUGCAGAGCAAUUAUCAUGUUGCGAAUGGGGCAGUCAUAAACCAGAUGGGUUUAUUUUCUUUGAAGAUCCAGUGGUGCCAAUAAGCCAUUUAAUAUUAGCUGAUGAUGUAGAAUUUGCUCAUAAUAGUAGGAACUAUUAAAUUUUACUUUUCCAGAGUAUGGAAGGCAAAAAGAGUAUUGAAUGUAUUUAUUUGGGCAGAAGUCCAACUUUGCCUAUCAACUAUGUGAAAUUGUUAAACUAUGUCAAUUGUCAUCCUUAGAAGUUUGCAACAAAAGGUUAUCAUCACAUUUCCCUUAUUUUUCACCACCAA